Messenger RNA from Camellia sinensis, 2071 nucleotides. Lineage: Eukaryota; Viridiplantae; Streptophyta; Magnoliopsida; Ericales; Theaceae. The record is from RefSeq and is a predicted model, not a curated record.
AUCGAUCUAGGGCUCACGGUUUUGAAAGUGUUCCCAUAUCCAAUUACUAUAACCAGCGUUCAGUUUGCCGUUGGGACUAUACUUGUUCUUUUCAUGUGGACAUCUAAUCUCUGCAGACGGCCAAAAAUUAGUGGUGCACAGCUUGUAGCAAUUCUCCCAUUAGCAGUGGUGCACACCUCAGGCAACCUUUUCACAAACAUGAGUAUUGGAAAAGUUGCUGUUUCAUUCACUCACACAAUUAAAGCCAUGGAGCCCUUCUUCUCAGUUGUCCUCUCUGCUAUGUUUUUAGGGGAGAUACCCACCUUGUGGGUGGUUGCUUCUCUGUUACCAAUUGUUGGUGGAGUGGGACUGGCGUCAAUGACAGAGGCAUCUUUUAAUUGGCCCGGGUUUUGGAGUGCAAUGGCUUCUAAUUUGACCAACCAAUCUCGUAAUGUCCUUAGCAAAAAGUUUAUGGUCAAGAAAGAGGAAUCUUUGGAUAACAUUACUCUCUUCUCAAUUAUAACAAUUAUGUCCUUCUUCUUGUUGACUCCAUUUACUCUUUUCAUGGAAGGAGUCAAGGUCACCCCUGCAUACCUACAAUCUGCUGGGUUGAAUGUCAGACAGGUUUACAUUAGAUCUCUCCUUGAUGCACUCUGCUUCCAUGCAUAUCAACAGAAGAGUUAAGAUGCUCAUGGAAUCAAUGUCGGAGAUGUGAAGAAGCUUCAAGAUGCUGGGAUCUACACUUGCAAUGGCUUGAUGAUGCACACGAAAAAGGUUAUGAGACAUUUGUGUGAGAUCAAGUGUAACAGUUUCCUCUGCAAAUCCACUUCUUCAAGAUCAAGCAUGAAAAGUCUUCACCAAUUAUGUAAUUUCUCUCUGUCUCUAACCAAACAAACAAUUUAAUUAACUUUUGAAAAAAGAAUUAGUUAACAUCCUCUCUCUCUCUCUCUCUCUAAGGUCAAUUAGCUAUAAUCCAACUUUAGUACAGAGGUAAUAUGUGGUAGAGUUUCUAACAGAGUGCACAAGGUGAUCCAUCAUUUACGUUUUUGGAUGGAAUGAUAGCGUCACAUGAUAUUGAAUUGAAUGCCUUAAUUUGUGAAUCAUCAUAACUGAGCAGUUCUUUAAUCUAGUGUAGUACCACCACUGUUAAUUUGCUUUGAAUUGAUGAUAUAUGAAUUUGGACCAUAUUGUUCAUCUGAAUCUUGUUAAUUUUUUAACUCUGCUUCCUUAGUGGAGUUCAUUCAUCUUAAUAUGAAUUUGGACAAGGUGUGCUCCCUAUUUAUGUUGUACAUUGAUCAUUAGUUUUUGACUCAAAUGUUUGUACUUUUGCAUUUUGUUAGAUGACUAAGAUUCUUCUGGUAGGUAGAAAAAAUAUCUAAUAUUUCCUUUGGUGGACUAGUUUCGUUAAACUCUGAACAUUGGCAUCGAUACUAAUAUUUUCUCUUACAGAGCUUGGUGGGAUGGAUUGGACUGAGUUUCCUUUUUACUAGAAAUACAAGUGUUGCUACUAUAGUUUGCCCCUGUUUAUUUUUUCUUUUAUUUUGAGGUAGCUAAACACUUUAAAAACAGAUUCUGUGAAGAGUGGAAAUUUCGACCUAAGCUCCAAGGUGUUUUCAAGUCCAUUGGGCAUGAUAAUGAUUCUAAUGGGCUGGUUAUUCCUUUUUCAGAGGAGGAGAUUUGGAGAGCUAUUAGAGAGAGUGAUGAAAAUAAGGCACCAAGACCUGACGGUUUCAAUUUGUUUUGCUUUCAAAAGUGUUGGAAAGUUUUUAAAAAGGAUAUCUUACAAUUCUUUCAAGGAAUUCUAUGAUAAUGGAUGCUUAGCAAAAGGUAUCAAUAGCUCUUUCAUCACAUUGUUACCUAAGAAUGAGAAUCUAGGUGGUGUUUCAGAUUAUAGACCAAUUAGCCUUAUUGGAUCUCUGUACAAAAUUUUGUCUAAGGUUCUAGCUUCUAGACUAAAAAAGGUAUUGCCUAAAAUAAUUGGAGAAUCUCAGUCCGCUUUCAUUGGAGGGAGGAACAUUUUAGAUGGGAUUUUAGUAUCCAAUGAAGUAGUGGAUUGGUGGAAAAGGAAAAAGAAGAAGGGGUAAUUUUGAAA